UUGCUUGUCCUUCCUGGUCGGAUCAUUGUCAAUUUUCGCCGAUCGGUGACUGUCGUAGCCGGUCUGUAAGUCAGUUUAUUAUAUAAAUCGAAUAAGUUUCGGUGCAAUUUCCACUUUUCUCGUGCUAACUGUGAUCUGAUCUAAAAGGCCGCGGUGGAAGGCGCUUAUGCAAGCGGCUGACGCCCGAGACAAUUAAAAACCACCUUCGUGGUAUAGACGGAACCGAUAGCGUGCCCCAUCUCGUCAGAAACAUGGUCUGGUCCACCGUCAACGAUACCAAUGUGCAGUCGCAGAUGACCUCCAACGUGCUGCCGUUCCAGCUGCAGGCCAUGGAGGCGAAAAGCCACCUGGAGCACAUGUGCGCCCUCGACAUCGAGUCGAGAGCCUCGUACGUGCGACUGAGCGGCAUCAUAUGCACCAUCGGUCCCGCGUCCAGAGACCCCGCCAUCCUCGAGAAAAUGAUGGAGGUGGGCAUGAACGUGGCCAGGCUAAACUUCUCCCACGGGUCCCACGAGUACCACGCGGAAACGAUCAAAAACAUCCGCGCCGCCGUCGCCAAUUACAGCAAGAAAAUCGGUAUGGUGUAUCCGCUCGCGAUCGCGCUCGACACCAAAGGGCCCGAGAUCCGUACCGGCUUGCUUGAAGGGGGCGGCUCGGCCGAAAUCGAACUGAAACGCGGCGACACCAUUAAGCUGACCACCGACAAGGCGUACGCCGAGAAAGGCAACAAGGACGUCGUGUACGUCGACUAUGACAACAUCCAGAAAGUGGUCAAGCCGGGCAACAGAAUAUUCGUGGACGACGGUCUGAUCUCGCUGGUGGUGGCCAACAUUCAGGGCUCGUUCCUUACCUGCACCAUCGAAAACGGAGGCAUGCUCGGCAGCCGUAAGGGCGUCAACUUGCCCGGGGUGCCGGUCGACUUGCCCGCGGUCUCCGAGAAGGAUAAGUCCGAUCUGCAGUUCGGCGUCGACCAGGAGGUGGACAUGAUUUUCGCGUCGUUCAUACGUAACGGCGCCGCCCUCACCGAAAUCCGGUCGAUCCUAGGCGACAAAGGCAAAAAAAUCAUGAUCAUCUCGAAAAUCGAGAACCAGCAGGGCAUGCAGAACCUGGACGAAAUCAUCGAGGCGUCUGACGGCAUCAUGGUGGCCCGCGGCGACCUCGGCAUCGAAAUCCCGACGGAGAAGGUGUUUUUGGCACAGAAGGCGAUGAUCGCGCGUUGCAACCGGCAAGGCAAGCCUGUCAUCUGCGCGACGCAGAUGCUCGAGUCGAUGGUUAAGAAACCGCGACCGACGAGGGCGGAAAGUUCCGACGUGGCGAAUGCUAUCCUCGACGGUGCCGACUGCGUCAUGUUGUCCGGCGAGACGGCCAAGGGCGACUACCCGCUGGAAUGCGUCGCCACCAUGGCGAGUAUCUCCAAGGAGGCGGAGGCCGCGAUCUGGCAGAAGCAACUCUUCAUCGAUCUGUCGAGCAUAACGUCCCCGCCGAUGGACAUAGCGCACACGACCGCCAUCGCGGCCGUCGAAGCAUCCUCUAAAAGCCUGGCCGCCGCCAUAAUCGUGAUCACCACUUCUGGCCGAUCCGCCCACCUGGUGUCGAAGUACAGGCCGCGUUGUCCGAUCAUCGCUGUCACCAGGAACGCGCAGACUGCCCGGCAGGCACACCUCUUCCGCGGCAUAUUGCCGCUCGUCUACGAAGAGAGCCGGCUGGAGGACUGGUUAAAGGACGUCGACGCCCGAGUCAGCUUCGGCCUUAACUUCGGCAAGAGUAAGGGCUUCAUCAAAGCCGGCGACCCGGUGAUCGUGGUGACCGGAUGGAAGCAGGGCUCCGGGUUCACCAACACCGUGCGCGUCGUCACCGUCGAAUAGUGGCACAGCGCACCACGCCCACACUCUCAAACCGACGGUUAAUUAUUUAUUUUAAAAAAUAAUUGUCGUGUAUAUAAGCCCUGCGGGCGUACGCCCCAGUUUAGUAUUGUUGUGUUCCGUUUGUGGACAAUAAAGAUUACGCGCGUUCGCCCCAAAAACGGCGGCGUGUUU
Messenger RNA from Cylas formicarius (sweet potato weevil), 2036 nucleotides. RefSeq names its product pyruvate kinase-like. Gene Ontology annotation, cellular component: cytoplasm. Gene Ontology annotation, molecular function: magnesium ion binding; potassium ion binding; pyruvate kinase activity. Gene Ontology annotation, biological process: glycolytic process. The transcript has 8 exons. NCBI's taxonomy places the organism in Eukaryota, Metazoa, Arthropoda, Insecta, Coleoptera, Brentidae. The coding region runs from base 252 to 1865 and encodes 537 amino acids. The record is from RefSeq and is a predicted model, not a curated record.